This is a messenger RNA of Strongylocentrotus purpuratus (purple sea urchin), 3120 nucleotides long. RefSeq names its product RNA-directed DNA polymerase from mobile element jockey. Gene Ontology annotation, molecular function: catalytic activity. The record is from RefSeq and is a predicted model, not a curated record. The coding region runs from base 1 to 3120 and encodes 1039 amino acids. The transcript is spliced from 2 exons. Lineage: Eukaryota; Metazoa; Echinodermata; Echinoidea; Camarodonta; Strongylocentrotidae.
AUGUCAGUUGCUUGUGAUUCAUGUGAUACAUGGUAUCACAUUGACUGUAUGGGGAUGUCGUCAGAUUCGUAUGAUAGAAUCAACAAGUCAAAUGUCAGCUGGAUCUGCGCGGCUUGUGAUUCACCGAAUCACUCCCUAUCUGUACUCGACUCUUACCUGAGUGUAUCUGAAAACAGGUUUCAGGUAUUAUCAGAUAUCGACAACUCGCAAAGUGAACAUAAUCUUGCUCCUAAUAGCAGCAACAGUGAAGACUCAAGGUUAUCAUCUACUCCUUCACCCUUGAGCAACAGCAAACAAGACUCCACUGAUUCUGCGCCAAAUCCUGGAUCCCCUACUCACCAAUCUUCUCCUAUUAAAGGCAAAAAUAAAAGGAGGAAGAACAUAGCCAGACCGUUGAAAGCCUUGUCUGUCAAUCUCCAAUCCAUGUACGCUAAAAGAGAAGCGUUUUGGGAAGCAGUGGAGAGUUGUCAGCCGGACGUAAUUAUUGCCAACGAAACCUGGCUAAAACCAACAUUGUUGAACUCAGAGAUGAUGCCACCAGGUUACAAUACACCCAUCAGGAAAGACAGACCCGAUGGAUAUGGAGGCGUUCUUCUUGCCACCAAGAAUGAUCUAGUCGACUGCGAAGUUGAAGUAAAGUCUGACUGUGAGAUCAUUGCAACCAAGAUCCAGCUCUAUGGCCAACAACCGCUCAUUGUAGUGUCUGCCUACCGACCUCCUAAAAAUGACCUGGUUUAUGCUCAGUCCCUGUGCCAAGCAAUCCGUCAGAUUAUCGUUGGUAAUCCAUCUGCAGUAGUCUGGGUCAGCGGGGAUUUCAACCUUCCUGACAUAAAUUGGAAAACCGCGGCUGUAGAUGGUCACCAGUACACCGCUGCACUCAACAACUGCUUCAUAUCUACAUUCAACGAUGUUGGGCUGUCACAGACUGUCGACUUUCCAACGCGAGGGAACAGAACACUCGACCUCUUUCUCACGAAUAGACCAACACUUAUCAGCAAAUGCGUACCUUUGCCAGGAGUCGGUGAUCAUGACAUGAUCCUCGCAAUAUCUGAUGUACGUGCCAAGAAACUGAAACCAGUCCGUCGGAAAAUCUUUCUAUGGAGAAAGGCUGAUUUUGAUUGCAUCAAAUCAGAAAUUCUGUCUUUUGGGAAGUCAUUUGUCGAAUCAAAUUCCACCAACACCAAUGUGGAUGAUAUGUGGGAACAAAUAUCUUGCGAGCUCCACAAGGUGCUUGACACCAUGGUUCCUUCCAAGUUUUCUUCUCCACGCUUUAGUCAACCAUGGAUAAAUCAACAUCUGAAAACCCUAUCCAGGAGAAAGAAACGAGCGUACAAAAGAGCACGCAAGUCUCGUAGGCCAACGGACAGGGACAGAUACAAGAAUCUCAAGAAAGUCAUGCAGAAAGAAUGCAGAUCUGCCUACCAUUCAUACAUAAACGACAUGCUUUGUGAAGAAGGCAAACCCAAGAGGUUCUGGUCUUACAUAAAGAACACCCGAUGCGAGAGUACUGGUGUCGCGCCCUUGCUGAAGGAUGGUAUUCUACAGUGUGACUCCACAGCCAAGGCCAACCUACUCAAUGAUCAAUUUGCCUCCGUUUUUACCCAUGAGGAUGCAUCGCACCUACCAGACCUCGGUGAAAGCCCACACCCAUCAGUCCCUGCCUUUGUUAUCGACAGCGAAGGAGUUAGGAAACUUCUCGCAAACCUCAAAUCCCACACAGCCUGUGGCCCUGACAACCUACCUGCGUACCUGCUGAAAGAAAUCUCAAGUGAGCUAGCCCCAGUUCUUUCCCUUCUGUUCAAUGCCUCACUACAACAGGGAAAAAUUCCUCACGCAUGGAAAGUAGCCAAUGUCGUACCCAUUUUUAAGAAGGGUGACAAACACAAAGCGGAGAACUACAGACCCAUCUCCCUAACCUCUAUCAUCUGUAAAGUCGCUGAGCACAUUAUCCACAGCCAAAUCAUCCAUCACCUAGACGAGCACAACCUCCUAACAGACUUUCAAUUUGGCUUUAGGAGAAAACGAUCUUGUGAGUCGCAGCUUCUUGUAACGGUAGAUGACCUUGCGACAGGACUCAGAGAUAAACAACAGAUCGACGCCAUUCUACUCGAUUUUUCGAAAGCGUUCGACCGAGUACCCCACGAGCGUCUUCUUCUGAAACUGAACCACUACGGAGUCAGAAAUGAACUACUCUCAUGGAUUCGGGAUUUCCUCCAAGGGCGAACUCAGCAGGUCCUACUUGAGGGGAAGAAGAGCAACACCACCAACGUCACAUCGGGCGUACCCCAGGGCACUGUCCUGGGUCCCCUUUUGUUCUUGAUUUUCAUCAAUGACCUCCCCGAUUGUGUCUCCUCAUCCAUUCGACUCUAUGCUGACGAUGCCCUCCUAUAUAGAACAAUCAAUUCCCAUGAUGACAUUGAGUCCCUACACAGAGAUCUCGCAAAUGUUCAGGAAUGGGAGAGGAAAUGGCUCAUGUCCUUUAAUGUUGACAAAUGCGAGGUGCUGAGGAUUUCAAACAAGAGAAAACCCAUCAUCGGAGCAUCCCCUUAUUCCAUCCAUGGGACGACCCUCCGCACUCUUGACGAAGCAAAGUACCUUGGAGUCAUCCUCCAACGAAAUCUGAACUGGAAACACCAUGUCCACUCCAUCUGCAAGAAGAGUAACAGUACACUUGGCUUCCUUCAACGCAACCUGAGGAAAUGCCCUGCCAGCAUAAAGGAGCGAGCAUACAAGACCUAUGUCCGCCCAAUUGUUGAGUACUCUUCUUCUGUCUGGGACCCCCAUACCAAAGAGCUCAUCUCUAAAAUCGAAAUGGUACAACGACGUGCGGCCAGAUUUGUGAAGGCUGAUUACAACCAACAGAGCAGUGUCACAGCAAUGCUGAAAGAUCUUCAGUGGCAGUCUCUCCAAGAACGUCGAGCUCACAGCAAGGUCAUCAUGCUCCCCAGCAAUCAAAGUACGACUUUACUCUACGAAGAGGAAUGUACUCAUUGGAAGAAGAAGAAGAAGAAGAGCUUCCGCAAGCGGCCCCCGCCACGGAGACGCGACGGGCAGGUCCCGUUGCGACAACACAGCACUCAACACAGGACUCAGGAGAGCCCUUCGCACGCUUCAGAAUAA